AUGAGCACCCAGUCCCCACACUUACUACGGAUCCUGGCAGUUCAGAGCUUGCUGAGGGACAAGUCCUUGGCAGUGGAGGCCUUGGAAGAUUUGCCAGGGGAACUUUUCCCACCAGUGUUCAUGGAGGCCUUCAGCAGGGGACAUGGGGAGGUCCUCAAGGCCAUGGUGCUGUCCUGGCCCUUCCCCUACCUGCCCAUGGGAGCGCUGAUGAGCAUGAGGAAAGUAGAGACCUUGGACACUCAGGUGGAUGAUGGCCAGAUGCCAGAAAGGAUGUUCCACGCUGUGCUGGAUGGGCUUGAUGUGCUGCUGAGCCAGAAGGUUCCCUCCAGGUUGAAACUGCAGGUGUUAGAUAUGCGGGACAAGCAGCAGAAUUUCUGGAGAGUCUGGGCUGGAAAUGAGUUGGAAGUCUGCUCCGAAGAAGCCAUUAAGAAGAGCAAAGGAGAGGAGCCUGGGUCAAGGGGAGCAAAAAAGCAGCCCCUCACCGUCAUCUUAGAUCUGUGUCUGCAUCAGCAACAUCUAUGUCCAGUUGACCCCUACCUUCUCAAGUGGGUGCAGGAGAGGGAAGAUCUGGUGCAGGUGCACUGUCAGAAGCUCUGGGUUACAACCACAUGUACCAAAAUGGUCACGGAGGUCCUACCAACACUGAACCUUGAUUCUGUGCAGGAGUUGAAUGUGGGUUGCCGCUGGACACUCUUUACCUUGGCUGAGUUUGCCCCUUUCCUGGGCCAGAUGUGCAAUCUACAAAAACUGAUUCUCUCUGACAUCUCUGUGCCUGCAAUCCUUUCCCCAGAAAAGACGGAGCAGUUAUUUACCCAAAUCACCUCUCAGUUUAUCAAACUUCACUGUCUACAAGAGAUGUAUAUGGAAGCUGUUGACUUCCUGGAAGGUCACUUGGACUGGGUACUCAGGUGCCUCCCGUUCCCGCUGAAGACCCUCUCAUUAACUCACUGCCAGCUCUCACACUCUGACUGGAUCCAGCUCCCCCAGGCUGAGCAGACCUAUUGGCUAAAACACUUGGAUCUGAGUUAUGUCAGGCUGACUGACUUUGCUCCUAAGUCUCUCCAAAUUCUCCUCAAAAAUGUUGCAGCCACCCUGACCACCCUGCACUUGGAAAACUGUGGGAUCACAGAUGAGCAGGUGUGUGCCUUUCUGCCUUCCCUGAGCUGCUGCUCCCAGCUCACUACCUUUUGCUUUGUAAGGAAUUUUAUAUCCAUAGACAUCAUGAAGAAGCUGCUGUGCCACACUGCCAGGCUGAGCAACUUAACCCUGGAGAUGCAUUCGAUUCCUCAAGAAGUUUAUGUUCCCAGGAAUGGCCUCAAAAAGAAAGCCCGUAAGGCGGUAAACUGGGAUAAGCUGCGUGAAAUCAAACAGAAACCCACUGAAAACCCCACCGCCUUCAUGGCAUGCCUAUCGGAGGCCUUCACUAAAUUUACACACCUCAACCCAACCUCAACAGAGGGCCAACUGGUCCUCAACACCUCCUUCAUCUCUUAG
Messenger RNA from Chinchilla lanigera (long-tailed chinchilla), 1494 nucleotides. Its product is annotated as PRAME family member 20-like. Lineage: Eukaryota; Metazoa; Chordata; Mammalia; Rodentia; Chinchillidae. Bases 1 to 1494 code for a protein of 497 amino acids. The record is from RefSeq and is a predicted model, not a curated record. Gene Ontology annotation, cellular component: cytoplasm. The transcript has 4 exons. Gene Ontology annotation, biological process: negative regulation of DNA-templated transcription; negative regulation of cell differentiation; positive regulation of cell population proliferation.